AUGGAGGGACACCGACCCUGGGAGGGACCCUCGCAGCACGACCGCCACUCAAACCAUCCAAAUGGGCAGAGAUGUGACAACAAAAUCAGAACUACGAAAUACACUCUACUCUCUUUUAUCCCUAAAAACUUAUUUGAACAAUUUCAUAGAAUAGCAAAUGUGUACUUUAUAUUUAUAGUGUUGUUAAACUGGGUGCCGGCUAUAAAUGCAUUUGGCAAGGAAGUGGCUAUGCUGCCUGUGUUGUUUGUGCUUGGUGUGACUGCUAUCAAGGACUUGUUUGAAGACCGUCGCAGGCACCUCUCUGACAAGAGGAUCAACAAUUCAUUUUGUCGAGUCUACAAAAAAUCAGUAGAGCGGUAUGUGCGAGUGAAAUGGAAAGAGGUGCGGGUUGGCGACCUGGUGCAUCUGUCGAACAACGAGGCGGUGCCGGCGGACAUGGUGCUGCUGCACUGCUCCAACCCCGCCGGCGUCUGCUACCUCGACACUUGCAACCUGGACGGCGAGACCAACCUCAAGCAGCGCAUCGUCGCACCUGGAUACAGGGAAAAGCAUAAAGACUUCUGCCCUCUGAAAUUCAGAAGUACAGUUGAAGUAGAACGACCGUCGACCAAAAUAUACAGAUUUACCGGAACGAUUUCACAUCCUAACGGAAUUCGAGUCCCGCUUAAUUCAGAGAACCUAUUACUAAGAGAGUGCACUAUUAAAAAUACAGAC
Molecule: messenger RNA, 714 nt
Organism: Papilio polytes (common Mormon)
Lineage: Eukaryota; Metazoa; Arthropoda; Insecta; Lepidoptera; Papilionidae
Product: probable phospholipid-transporting ATPase VA
Exons: 4
Biological process (GO): phospholipid translocation
Cellular component (GO): plasma membrane
Molecular function (GO): ATPase-coupled intramembrane lipid carrier activity
Source: RefSeq, a predicted model, not a curated record